Molecule: messenger RNA, 1122 nt
Organism: Symbiodinium pilosum
Lineage: Eukaryota; Dinophyceae; Suessiales; Symbiodiniaceae
Source: the annotation of a GenBank genome assembly
AUGGCAGGGCUUGCUAAUGUGCUGAAGGAGGCAUCCGCAGCAUUGGCACGCUUGGGAGGCUCAGAGGGGUCACCUCAAGGAAAGUCAAACAUUGACACGAAGGUAAACAUCCAAGAAGCGGCUUCAGCACUGGCGCAGGUUGCUUCGGCCUUGAAAGAUGAUGGAGGUCCCGCCAAGGCGGGUGCGGCAGCAAGGGCACCGACGCUAAGCGACAAGUUGUCUGCGAUUGCUCGGGGAGGGCGACGGCACUUGAGUCGCUCGCGCUCAGGGAGCCCAGAAUCUCUUGAAGGCAAUAGCAAGGAGGACAUUGGAGAGGAACAGGUUCGAGAGUUCGUGGCUCUGCACAGCCUAGACGAAUGGAUUGUUGAAGUGUUGAUGAUGCUAUCGCCCUCGAAGCGAUCUGCUGUUCUGCGUAAGCCUCUCAACGUGGAGCGAGCUCGCAAUCCGAACGGGGUGGUCAUCAGCAGGGUGAAGCAGGUGGUAUCUGUGGAGCAAAGAAUCCAGAUGUUCAUCAAGGUCAAUGACCUGGGUGAAGGUGUUGUGGACCGGCUUUCGACCCUUACUUCCGAGCAAUGUGAGGCAGUGAUGGACUCUGGACUAAAGAUUCAGAGAGCUUCGAACCCCUCUGGUGUCGCCAUGAGUCGCAUUACAGAAGUCCUGCGAACUAUGAGCCAUCGUGGUGGCAGGCCAAUCACGCUACACCCGAGAACCGAGUCUGGUGGAUCAAGGGAGCGGGCACGAAAAGAGCGGCGCAGCAGGAGUCGACACCGUCACCAUCGAGAGGACUCUGUGCCUUCAGAUGUGCGGCGCCUGAUGGAGGAGCUGGGUCUGGAAGAUUGGUGCGGCGAAGUCUUGAGGCGGCUCAGUCUUUGGCAGCGUCAAUCCGUGGUGCAUGAGCUUGGGAAUAUGGGGGGUGUGCGAAACCCCUCAGGCGUGGUGAUGAGCCGUAUCAAAAGCGUUGUAAGCCCGGACGAGCUCCUGGCUAUCUUCGUGGAUUUGAACGGUCUCGAUCGGGCUGUGGAGGCAAAGCUUUGGGAGCUCAGCCCCGAGCAGCGAGCAGAAGUGCUGGCUCCUGGAAUCUAUGCCUCACGGCGGAGCAUAGCGGAAUUCUCGUUCGAAUGA